GAUGCACAGAAAAAGAAAUAGGACUACAACAGACUGGUAAGUUGGUAACUAAAACGACUAGCCAAAAUUUAGCUUUUACCGGCUCACCGCUGGUUCUUUUCGUCGGCGGUAAGUCGUUGUUCGCUUCUUCUUUCUCUCCGGUACGAUCCUCUGCCGGAAUCCGGAAGCGACUCACAGGAAAUUUCUCUGAGGGGAGCAACUCAGUGUUGUUUCUGAUCCAGGUCGGUGAAGCAAAAAGAAAAAGAAAUUGGUGGAGUUCUGACGGCGUUGAUUGGGGGUAAUCUGGUCGGAGAAGGUGAGUCUCCGAUCAGAAGAAAUGAUAACUCGUUCCAAGCUCGUGGAGCAGCUCUUUGAAGAUUAUCGGAUCCGAGCCCGGCACCGGUGUCCUGCGCUCUCCAUUUUCUCCCCGAAGCCGCAUCUCGUUUCCUGGGCUGAUGUUGCCGUGGCACUCGUUUGGGCACUGGUCUUCAGCAUGCUUGUAAUCUUGUCAUGUUUAGCCAUUCAUUUCCGGCACUUCUGGGUUUCAGCCAUUGAAAUCUGUCUUGCGAUGUUGCUUCUUUUACGCCUCCAAAGUUCAAGGCAAGCACUAGCCAAAAAGAGGGACAGGGGGCUUCCUUUGUCGAUGUAAAUAACUUCCCUGAAGAGAACGAAAGAAGUAGUACAGAAUGAUUUCCUGAUCCAGGGGGUUUCUUCUAGCAUCUAACUAAUGAUUCUAAAAUUUGGAGCACCUAGUCAUCUGGAAAAAUCAAGUGCACAGCGUCCGGAAUGGUAUGCAUUUUUCUUUCUUCUGAACCAAUGUUGUUACAUUACCAAUACCAUACCCAAGGCAUGCACUGCUCUUUUCUUACUGACAUGUAAAGGUAUCGAUCAUCGUUUCAGUUGAGGGCAGCAACAUAGCGAUUUUUUGCUCCCAGCUGGCUUGUAAACCUGUUUACUUUACGAGAAUCGUUCUGAAAAGGGAUCUUGUAGAAUCAGCUGUAAGAAAAUUAUUUGUAGCGAACUCCUAAAUUUAAACUGGGCCGGUAUGUCCCAGUUUUACCUAUUUGGCAAGAUAUUUAUCUAUCAUAUUCCCUGCGUUCUUCAAUCAGCCUCGCUUGUUCUAAGUUUUUGCUAGUGAUUGAACCUUAGCUUGAGGUUUGGACUUACGAUAGGGUGAGAAAUUGCUUAUCAACUUGUUUAAGAGGCUAAGAUAAUUGCUUGAAGUGCAAAGAGUUUAAAUCUCUAAUCAGCCCACCAAUUGCUAAGCAUUUCCUUUUCAUCUCCCAGGAAAAAGACAUAACACACAGACCUACCAUCCACCAAUUUGGACCAUUCUUUUCUCUAAUCUGAAUCCAUUUGCCUUAUAGAAUUUGGUCUUUGUUAUAUUGUUAGCCAACCAUAAUAAGUACCUUCCAACAUCUUUGAGGUUGAACUGAGAAAACAGAACAUUUCGAAUAUGCUGCGAGAAACAAGAAAAGCUUCAGGAAACCUGGUUUGUGGGAAAGAAGGAAAUAUCUUUCUUUUUUAAUGAUGAUGAUGGUGCAGUCCUGUUUUGCAGGGACCAUAUAUAUCACUAGUCUACAAUCGUGCGCUCACUGAUUGAGAUUAUGCAUGUUUCUUGUACACUUUUGUUCUAUGUCCCCAUUCUUUUGUGGGUUGCUCUGUGUUCCAAAGUCAACUAAAGAAGCCCAGAUGGACACGAGAAGCAUGAUUGGCAUAUUUAGGGAGGCGAAGUGAUGAUGGGGUAUAAUAUAUCUCUCCUUGUCUAUGAUCUUUUCCCUAUCUCUUUUCUUUUCAUAAAGCCUCAAAUGUGGUUGUUGUUGUUGUUGUUGUUGUUGCUGUUGUAUGGUCCCCUUUAGGGUAGGGGACCAAAUUAGCUCUGUAUCCUCAAACAUGGAUUGAGGUACCAGUUGUCAUCCUCAAAGGAAGAAGAGGAGGAAAAGGCACAAAAGGAAUAUAACAUAGAGUUGAUAGUGAUUGAUAGCUUUGCAGGUGACCCAUCUAAUUCAUCUUUUUUGAUGUGUUGCCCCCAAUGCAUGUGGGAUUGGUUAUUAUGCUUAUAGGGCCGCAUGGGCUGGCAUCGUUGUCGUCGUCAGCUCGUCACUCACUCGAUCUCAGCUGUUGGAUCGAUGUGGGCGAUAUCAUCUACAAGAUUGCCAUCGGGUCGAUCCAACUGAUGAAUUCGCGUGGGGAGACCAAUCUCGAUGGUAUCCACAUAUGCUUCUUACCCUUUUGAUCUGCAGCCCUUCUGUGUGUUUCUAUAGAAUGACAUUUGGAAACAUAUCUGUAUAGUCGUAGUAUAGAUAGCAAAAGAAUGAGGGGAUGGCUUCUUUAUUUUGCAGAUGAUAUUAUUGUGGUGCAGGGGGCCUAAUAAGCUGUGAAAUGAUGAAAGACCAUAUCAUGCUGCAUCAGGUAAUGGUAGUGGCUCAUUAUGGCAUAUACAAGGGAUGAUUGAUAACAAAUGACUUAUGAGCUGUUUGUUUCCUGAGAAUAUUACUGAAAUGAAUAGGGAAAGGGGAAAAAUAGUAGAAUGGCUUAAGGGGGCGCAUGGGGUUGGUGUAGGGUAUAUAGUUUAGUGGCACAAAGAAAGAAAGUACCUUUUUUGUUUCAUGGAACAUGCUGUCUGUCUGCAUUACCAGUGGAUUUUUCCACGGUGUAAAAAAGGAUUAAAGGGAAACAAACCACUUGAUUGGUUGAAGGCCUCUUUUUAUUUUCUUCUUCCUGCUGUUUCUUUUAGCCUUUUCCUUGAUUGUGUUCUCCUCCUCCAUAGACAAUGCCGUUGGUAAGUGAGGAAGGAAAGGAUGUGUGUUCUUAGAAAGCCAAACAACACCACCCUAGGGUCUAGCUAGCUAGAAAAACGAAUCCCAGAACUCCUGCAUAUUUGCCUCCUACCUGUUUCCCUUUCAGUCUGUAUUCGGAUUUGAGAUGGUAAGAUGGUGCAAAUCACUAGCUAUGUUGUAGAAUCGAUUAUGCAGUGAAGUCGAAUUCACGAUUUAGAGGAUUGAGCGAGAAGGUUUCGGAGAUCGGAGAUGUGCACCCCACACUGCAGAAACCUUUUUCCUUGGAGAGGAGGAUGCAUUCUCAUUGUAGUUCCACUUAGGACCAAAUAAUGGUGAUUCUUGGCCUAACGCAAUGAUUAGAUUGACGUUGAUUAGGCAUAAACCCAUGAACCUGUGUAAGCUAAGACGUGCCAAAACAGUACGUGAAGAAAGUAGCAUUGCAUAAUGACGUUGUUUUGCUUUGAAGGGUGGCCCGCCCAUCGCCUUCUCUUCCCCUCUAUUACCAGUACCAGGAGGCCGGCAAUUAGCACAAGAUUUCAAUAUCUAAGAAACAUAAUCAUGGUUU
Linum trigynum is the source of this 3324-nucleotide messenger RNA. The record is from the annotation of a GenBank genome assembly. NCBI's taxonomy places the organism in Eukaryota, Viridiplantae, Streptophyta, Magnoliopsida, Malpighiales, Linaceae.